UUCCUUUCAGGAAUCACGAACUCCAGAAACACUCCCAGCCCGAUCGACCCAGACUCCAUCCAGGUUCCUGUCGGGUACGAGCCCGACCCGGCCGACCUGGCGCUGUCCAGCGUGCCGGGGCAGGAGAUGUUCGACCCACGCAAACGCAAGUUCUCGGCCGAGGAACUGAAACCACAGCCCAUGAUCAAGAAAGCUCGCAAGGUCUUCAUCCCAGAGGACCUGAAGGAUGACAAAUACUGGGCCCGGCGCAGGAAGAAUAAUCUGGCGGCCAAGAGGUCCCGGGACGCCCGGCGGCUCAAAGAGAACCAGAUCGCCAUCCGAGCCGGCUUCCUGGAGAAGGAGAACUCUGCUCUGAGGCAGGAAGUGGCCGAGCUGAGGAAAGAGCUGGGACGCACCAAGAACGUCCUGGCCAAGUACGAGGCACGGCACGGGCUGCUGUGAGCACGCACACAGGGAGUGUGCCUUUGUUCCCACAGCCCUAUGUUCCCACAGCCCUUUGGUCCCACAGCCCUAUGUUCCCACAGCCCUAUGUUCCCACAGCCCAAUGGUCCCACAGCCCAAUGGUCCCACAGCC
Molecule: messenger RNA, 574 nt
Organism: Perca fluviatilis (European perch)
Lineage: Eukaryota; Metazoa; Chordata; Actinopteri; Perciformes; Percidae
Gene: hlfb
Product: HLF transcription factor, PAR bZIP family member b
Exons: 2
Coding region: 127-441 (104 amino acids)
Biological process (GO): regulation of transcription by RNA polymerase II
Cellular component (GO): nucleus
Molecular function (GO): DNA-binding transcription factor activity, RNA polymerase II-specific; RNA polymerase II cis-regulatory region sequence-specific DNA binding
Source: RefSeq, a predicted model, not a curated record